UUUUAUUGCAAUCUGUUCAAUGUAGAAUAUUAUUUCAGGACAAAGGAGAGUUAUGAGAAGCACAUAGAGACGUGUACUUUCGAAGUUGAUAGUUCAAGCACUUCUGAAGAUGAUGAAGAUGACUAUGAAGAUAUCCAGUCUGAUGUAGAUGAAGACCAAGAUAGUGAACUUACUCAGCCAAGUGAUAAAACACAAGUAAAUCCAGGCUCCUCCAUAAUGUCAUCUAUGGAAACCACUGCACAAAUGUCAUCAGUGGCUCCACACGAAAUUCCUUCUAUGCAUGUUUCGACACAAGAGUCGGCAGCAAGCAAUGAAUUAUCUAUGAUUGGAAAUCUAAUUAGCCAUGUAGAACAUCAGUGUAUGACUGAAGACCCAGCUCAUCAUACUCACGAAUCCAAAAAUACAACUUCAUUAGAGUUUGCAGGUAAUGUAAAAAAUGGAAUGGAAGAGCCUGCAGUAAAGAAGCAAAGAUUAGAUGCGACAUUGCCGCGUCAACCUGGUGUUCAUAGGCAGGUAAGGACAGCAAUCAAAAAGUGUCCAAGUAGCAUUGAGGAUGUGGAACUAUUGCAAGUGGUGCGGGGACCUCCUCCCCCUGGCACUGAUGUCUUUGUGCCUCCUCCAGUAUCUCCUGUUAAAUUUAGCCCUAUAGUUAAGAAAAGUGCUAGCCCAAGGCGUUACACAAAUAUUCGUCUCAUGCGAGGGAGUCGUGGGUACCAGUAUCGCCGUGCUGCUCCACACAUACCGGCUCAAGAACAUUACCAAGGUGCAAAUUCAGGCAUACCAAUGGCACCACCUGCAGCCCCAGCUCCAAUCCAAGUGACCAUGCAUACCAUGGCUAGCACUUCAGGGCAGAUACUCGCCCAGGGAGCACCUGCUUCUUUUCAACAGUUUGGUGGCCAGUCAUCUCCAUAUCCUACUGCUGCUCAGCUGGCCUCUCCUGUUAGUCACCUGAGCCCUGCUCUACAGGUGGCACCACAGGUGACUUCCCAAGUAGCUCCUCAGGUGUCACCUCAGGUGAGUCCUCAGGUACUGACUGUGGUUUCUGCACCCUCUGUUGCCGUCCCACAGGGCUACACACUGCAGUAUGUUGGCAGCUUCCGCGAUGGUGAAAUGACUUCAGGUGGUGGUGGUCUAGUGACCUACCCCACUGCACCAGUGGUAGUUCCACAACCACAGUUGGUGGUGACUCCUCAGCAAAGCUCUAUGGUUGUACCACAAGUUGUUAACACCAACAUAACGUAUUCUUUCACUGCUCCAGAAACACUAGUUAUAAAUUCACCUGCUAUGGUACCUGGAAUGCAGUCAGUUCAGUAUUUACCUCAGCAACAACAACAUCACCAUCAUCACCACCACCAUCAGCAACAACCAGUGAUGCAUCACACAGACCAACAGGUCAGCUCUGUUAUGCAAUACAGCCAGACAGGAGUCUCCCCGCAGCACACCCAAGUGCCUGUUUCACAUAUUCACACUGGGCAAGUGCAUACACCAUGUAUCCAGUUCUCAGAACUUCAGACUGGUCAGGUGUGUAUGCAGCAGCAUCACCCUCAGCCACAGCCACCUAUAAGUUCAAGGGAGUUAACAUUUAGUAGUAGUAGCCCUAAACAGCUGCAUACUCCAGAGUGUAUUGUGAAUUCCCCAAGUAGAGGAAAUCUCGAUAUGUCGUCUCUAAGCCUACCAGCUCCUCCUACUGUCAGUACCUGCUCUGUCCCAAUUCCUCGCCAACGCCCCCAAGCAUCUGUAGCACCGCAAAUAAUUCGCCCACAACCAAUUCAUACAUCAACAACAACUGAGAGUAGCCUCAUGGAUGCCCAAAAUCAUUCCCGUUUACCAUUUGCGGAUAGGCCAUUAGUUGGUGGAGUGAGAACAGUGGCUACUGUUGCACCAGCGGUCAUCACCACUUCUGUGGUUUCAGUCACUACAUGCAGUUCAGCUACUAAACUUACGUCAGUGGAAACUAAUCCAAAAAUUGCCACUGUAAGACCAAGACCUACUUACAGCUACCGUGAUGCAAUGAAAGAAAAGCAGAAUGAGAGACAAAAGCAACGACAAGAAAUCUUACAGAUAGACAAAAUCAGUGAGCCAGAGUUUAUGAACAAUCCUCUGGCCUCUGAUUCAGAAACUGAUUCUGAAAAUGAAACUUGCCAAGAUGCUGAAGAGAAAGAUGAUAGAAUGGAAACACAGUCAUACAAACUUGUCUUGCGUAAAGAUACUACUCUCAGCUCAGGAUUUAAUGUUUUACCAAUAUCAGGACCUACUGCACCAUUACCUGCUCCAGAGGUUAAAGAGUUGAGAAUAAAGGCAAAAGUUUCAGUGGGUCCAAAGAGAAAAAAAAAUAAAAAUCAUGAUCCAGAAAAGGAUCUUAUAUUUGUCAACAAAGAUACUAAUAGUGACCUAUAUGUAAAUGAGCAGUUACCUAACUUCUCAAUAAAUCCCAUGCAUAAUCCUGCAGAUGAUCCCGCAAUGUUUGAAAGACCCAAGACUUGCAGCACCGAGCCAUAUAUUGUAUUUGAGCUGACGUCAGAAGAUGGCUUCCACGUAGAAUCCCGCCACGUUUCGGAGGUGUGGCAGAAGGUAUUUGAUGCUGUCGCUGCAGCAAGAGCAAGUAUGCGAGUUGAUUCCAAGAUGCCAACCAACUUGCAACAGUCUGGAGGGGCAAUGUCAGGACUUCACAUGCUGGGCCUAACACACAAUGCUGUUCAGUAUCUUCUUGAACAAUUACCUGGGGCAAAGGACUGUCACAAGUAUUCAUUCCAGGUUAUUCGCUCCAGUCUUUGUGACAUGCGUGAGAAGGAUUAUGAAUCCAAAGGCAUUGGCUGCUAUAUGUUCCGCAUUGACGAUGACAUAGUGAUUGAUGCUACCAUGCAUGGCAAUGCUGCAAGAUUUAUUAAUCAUUCAUGUGAUCGGCUUCCAGUCUUGUGGAAGAAAGCUGAUGGCCUGCAUAUGAGAGAAUGGGUCUGAGUGAUCUGUGUGUGCAGUAUAAAAAAAAAUCCAGCAGCACGCAGUGCAUAAUAAGG
Molecule: messenger RNA, 3014 nt
Organism: Cherax quadricarinatus
Lineage: Eukaryota; Metazoa; Arthropoda; Malacostraca; Decapoda; Parastacidae
Source: RefSeq, a predicted model, not a curated record